Molecule: messenger RNA, 1784 nt
Organism: Rhodotorula graminis WP1
Lineage: Eukaryota; Fungi; Basidiomycota; Microbotryomycetes; Sporidiobolales; Sporidiobolaceae
Exons: 6
Coding region: 58-1698 (546 amino acids)
Biological process (GO): cellular response to misfolded protein
Cellular component (GO): endoplasmic reticulum membrane
Molecular function (GO): Hsp70 protein binding
Source: RefSeq, a predicted model, not a curated record
CUGGGCUAGACCCGCCACCGCUACAGCUCUCGCCGUCCACCCACACCCGCACGCGCCAUGGUCGCAAACCGCGACGAGGCGCUGCGAGCCCUCGCCAUCGCACAGCGACACCUCGACAGCGACAACUACGACUCGGCCAUCCGCUUUGCGACAAAGUCGAUCCAGCUCGAACCCACACCCGAGGCCCGCAAGCUCCUCGACCGCGCUCAGCGCCUGCGCGACGGCGGCUCCUCCUCCUCCGCCUCGGCCGCCGCCUCAUCGUCGGCCACCUCGGCUCGACCCUCGGCCGCCUCGACCUCGCAGCGCACCACCACCUCGUCGAGCUCCACAGGCGCAAAACCCGCCCCGGCCGCCGCCGAGGAGCCCGCACAAGCCGCGCCCAAGCAGUACACCUCGGCCCAGCUCGCCGUCGUCAAGCGCGUCCGCGCAUGCCGCACCACGAGCUACUACGAGAUCCUCGAACUCGAAAAGUCGUGCUCCGACGGCCAGGUCAAAAAGGCCUACCGCAAGCUCGCCUUGAGCCUCCACCCGGACAAGAACCUCGCGCCCGGCGCCGAGGACGCUUUCAAGAUGGUGUCCAAGGCGUUCCAGGUCCUCAGCGACUCGAACAAGCGCGCCAUCUACGACCAGACGGGCAGCGACCCGGACUCGCGCGGCGGCGGCGGCGGUGGAGGUGGAGGCGGCGGGUUCGCGCGCUCGCCCUUUGCCGGCGCAGGCGGCGGGCAGUACGGCGGCGCCGACGACAUCUCGCCCGAGGACCUGUUCCGCGCCUUUUUUGGCGGCGGCGGCGGCGGGUUUGGCGGCGGCGGGCCUUUUGGCGGUGGGGGCGGUUUCCAGUCGUUCGGUGGCGGUGGCCCGUUCGGCGGGACGACGUUCCAGUUCUACGGGCCGGGCAUGGGCCGGCCGCAGCAGCAGCGACGACCAGGUCAAGGCGGCGGCGCAGGACGAGGGCAGCAGCAGCAGUCGUCGCCCUGGGUCCAGCUCGCGCCCCUCCUCCUCUUCUUCGCCCUCUCGCUCCUCUCGCAGCUCCCCUCGUGGCUCUCGUCGGCCUCGUCGGCCGCGCCCGACCCGUCGUUCGCGUUCGAGCCCCGCGCCCGGCACGGCCUCGCGCGCGACACGCUGUCCGGCACGCGGUACUACGUCGACGCCGACGAGUGGAGCCAGCACCCGCUGUUUGACGACGUCCUGACCGAGAACGCCGACGUCGUCGAGCGGGUCGUGACCGGCGCGGGCGCGAGUGAGGGUGCGGGCGCGGCAGGAGCGCCGGUGGGCGCCUUCUCGAGCUCGGCGGAGCCGGGUACGAAGCGGUGGAAGCGCGACCUGGCGGCGCACCUUUCGUCGCCGACGAGCGCGACCGCCGCCCCCGUCGCCGAGUCGUCCUCCCCUUCCUCCUCCUCCCCUUCUCCCUCCUCCACUUCACCCGACGCCGACGCCGACCCCGCCGCCCCUCUCCCACCCGUCCAGCUCCGCACGCCGCACAGCCUGCUGGGCUUUGAGCGCAGGGUCAACGAGGCGUGGGUCGCGAGGCUGCAGAACCUGUGCCGCAUGGAGCUCAACCGGCGGACCGACGGCCUCGAUCGCGCGAGGGGGUUCCUCGGUCUCGGCGCCGACCAUGCCCGCAUCAAGGAGAUCCUUGACACCAAGCUCCCCAACUGCGAGGCGCUCAGCAAGAUACCCGGGUACCGCGUGCAGUAUUAGAGCCGGGAUCGUGUGUCGAGCGCUCGCGAGGGCCGCUCUUGUUCGUCGUCACCCGUGUCGUUAUCGCAACUCGCAGUUGGACCCCA